This is a messenger RNA of Haemonchus placei, 1737 nucleotides long. The record is from the annotation of a GenBank genome assembly. Lineage: Eukaryota; Metazoa; Nematoda; Chromadorea; Rhabditida; Trichostrongylidae.
AACUUGGUUCGGUAUGGUGAAGAAUUCGGUGAUCGCUACAUUUCCGACAACCAACGACAGAAUGGCCUGAACAUUCGUCUGCACAACUUUUUCCCUUUUUAUGGUGGACGUUAUAAUUAUACUUUGAUUUCGACCAAUGGCUAUAUCAGUUUUGCAUAUUUCUCCGAUGAUUCGUCGACUCUUCAACUGGGUUUAGAUGUGGAUUGGCCGACACAAAGUGAUCCAGCUGUUAUUGCACCCUAUCUGUGCAAACAACGCAUUCAAAGUGGUCAAGGUGUUGAUUCCAGAGUGUUCUACAGAGUGGAAACCCGGAGAGGAGCAGUUCAGGCUGUUCGAGAUCCUCUGGCGGGGCGUGCGCCAUGUCUUGGCAAACCGGCUCAUUUUCGAUGUGAUGAUCAGUCUGAGCAGUUUCUAGACGCCCUCCAAAGGGCUCUACAACAAGGAGUUGCUGGUGCGUCAACGUUCAGGGCCGAAGCAGCUUUGGUAGUCACCUGGAAGAAUAUGCGGCCCAAUAUCGGCAGUGAACUUGGCCUGUCUACCUAUCAACUCGUUUGGAUGUCUGAUGCUCAGGGCCUUAUUUCGUAUUCAAUGAUCAAUUACUACAAGCUUGGCUUUGAUGCAGCCGAUAUGUACGGGAAUUCUCGUACCGGAAAAUGCCAGGCAAUCUUCAAUGGCGGUAAUCAUACGGGUUCAGUACAAGUCGAUCUAUCCGAAAUUACUAAGCAACAGCCGUCAUCCCUCGCUUCACGAUCAGCCGUACCACAUGUAACCAGGGGAAGGUACUUCCACCGAACUGAUGACGUCGUCCGGCCAGCAGGUUGUGGGAACAAAACCGGUGGCACAUUUCCCCUUCUGAUCUAUCCAAAUAUCGUAACAAUGCUCGGUCAGACGAAGGUUGACGUCAAUGGAAUGUGUCUGAAUCAUGCUAUCACCUACGUUCUCAUGAUAGAGCAACGACAGAUGGCUAAAUGCGACAUUCUGAAUCCAUCUAUAGCUCGAUGUACAUUGCCGAAAAUUCUCGAUUGGGGCACCAAAACCGUCUACUUUCAACCACAAUCAGGUCUUUCAAACGAUGAAAAAGCCUACGUUGGAUUUAUAUAUUUUGUGCCACCCACUUUGGAUCCGAUGCGUCUGGAUAUAGGGAACAUCCAUUCCUGGUACAUCAAUCCACCGCCAACUCAGAUGACUAUCAAAUGGUACCCUCGAAAUUUCACAGCUCCGCGGACGUUUGGAGCCACGGAAACUGUUAACUACUUCGAUGAUUCCGUAUACAACGUGCAGCUAGGUUUGUAUGUAGUUGGCUACAAGGAGGCUCAAGACGUUAAUCUCAGGAAAUUCGUUCCACAACAUCGAGUUCUGGCAAGAUUCGGCUACCUCAAACUCGCCCCCAUGGUCCAGGCUGAGGCACAGACGACAGGAGAAGACAGGGGCAGAUUUGUGGAUUUACCUGAAGGAAUUAUUUCUUCUCCAAUUUCGUUGCAUUGGCUCUGGACCUUACCACCGGAAGGUGAAUUCAAAGGGAAUAAGCAGGAUAAGCAAGAGAAGCUCACUUUUGUCAAGGAAAAGGAUAGAGGCGAUGACUUCUUUUCAGAUUGGCAACUUAUCAAAAUCGGGUUGACGACCAACAUCGGUGGAAUCCGAUUAUUGAAAACUAUCAAUUGGACCGAGUUGAUGAAUGGUAUCUUAGCCGAUAUGAAAUGCACGAAGACCUCUUCACUUAUAGGCGAGUUCCUAUAA